Messenger RNA from Scatophagus argus, 4511 nucleotides. It is a transcript of the gene tlr9, whose product is annotated as toll-like receptor 9. Gene Ontology annotation, molecular function: pattern recognition receptor activity; protein binding. The coding region runs from base 153 to 3323 and encodes 1056 amino acids. The transcript has 3 exons. The record is from RefSeq and is a predicted model, not a curated record. NCBI's taxonomy places the organism in Eukaryota, Metazoa, Chordata, Actinopteri, Scatophagidae. Gene Ontology annotation, biological process: toll-like receptor signaling pathway; canonical NF-kappaB signal transduction; positive regulation of interleukin-6 production. Gene Ontology annotation, cellular component: plasma membrane.
AUGACCCCAUGUUUUCACUUCUCCAUAAACUGGGUCUGGUUUCUUGUCAUUGCACAGACAUUUAGAUGUGCUAGAUAAUCUUUCCUCUCCUCACCGGGAUUAACGACUGCUCUAUCUGGGUUACUAAUUUUAGGAUACAUGCUAUACUCGCUAUGGCUCCGUUGAAAAACAUCAUCAUCCUUUGUCAGCUUCUUCCAUUAGUAAGGACCAUAAAUACCAUCUUCUUCCCAUGUGACACUGACAACAAUACCACAUCAGUAGACUGCUCUGACAGACCACUCAAGCGUGUCCCGGCCAUCAAGUCAAACACUGUAGUGUCACUCAAUUUAAGUCUGACUAAGAUACAGCAAGUGGAACAACAUGCUUUAUCAGGUCUCCCAAACCUUCAUACUCUGAAAAUAAUGGGAAAUUGUCAACCAGGUAGCCUGAGACCUUUGGAGACCUCAUGCAAGAUGGAGAUCCACAAGUUUGCCUUCAAAACCUUAUUGAAGCUUCAAGUUUUAUAUCUGUCAGGAAACAGCCUCACCUCUAUACCCUGGUUGCCCAGAAGCCUGAGGGUUCUCGAUCUACAGAAUAAUAACAUCUUCCACAUUAUCAACCCUCUAGGAACUCCAUAUCUCAAAAGGCUCCAUCUCUCCAAGAAUUGCUUUUAUGCAAACCCAUGCAACCAGUCUUUUCACAUCAGCGAGAGGGUUUUCAGAGAACUCCCUAACCUCAAAAACCUUACCUUAGGAUAUAAUAACUUGACAGCCAUCCCUAAAGUGCUGCCACCCUCACUGGAGUUUCUGGAUUUAAGAGAGAAUACAAUCACGGAGAUUUUAGAAGGAGCUUUUGCCAGCCUGACUAACCUCACCAGUUUGAAUGUGGAGUGGAACUGCCAACGUUGUGACCAUGCAGCUAGGCCCUGUUUUCCUUGCCCAGGCAAUCUCCCUCUACAACUACAUCCAAACUCGUUCUAUGCCGAGAACAGCUCGAUCAAGUACUUAAGUUUGAGAGGAAACUCUUUGAGAACAUUUCCAAAGGGUCUUUUCCAACCUUUGAAGAAUUUACAGAGACUGGACCUCUCUGACAACCUUCUGGCAUAUGCUAUAAGAAAUGGCACCUUCUUUGCAGAGCUGAAGGGUCUAACUUGGAUUAGCCUGAUCUACAACUACGAACCACUGAAGACAUUUCAUGAACUGAUCCUCUCCCCACAAAUCGGAAAUAUUUCUGGUCUACAACAUCUUCUUCUGAGUGGUAACUUUUUCCACACACUUUCACUCAAAACACUCAAUGUUCUGUCAAAGCUUCAAAAUCUAAAGAAAUUAGAACUGAGAAUGAACUUCAUCAAUACUUGUAACUUGGAAGCUCUCAAAAAGAUACCGUCUCUGAUUAAUAUUGACCUCUCCCAAAACACCCUUAAUUUCCUUCAACGCUGUUCAUGUUUGUCAUCCGAGACUGUGGCACAGGAAAGCUGUCAGAACCAGAACUUGUAUACGCAUGAUUUUCCUGACCCACCCCUAAUCGAUCGAGAAGUCACAUCCGAAGGUCACGUCCAGGAGCCCAACCAAUUAGAUAGGCUGGAAAUGUUGAACAGGGAAGACAGUCUGUCACUGUCUCCAUCACUAUGGUACAAAUAUUGCCAGAAUAACCUAUCUUUUGACCUGUCUCAAAAUGACAUUAUGUCUCUUAACAAACACGUGUUUAUAGGGAUGGAAAAUGUUGUUUGUUUAGACCUUUCCUUCAACUACAUGAGCCAGGCAUUGAGGAAUGGAGUUUUUGAUAACAUGAAAAAUUUAGUUUUUCUUAAUUUGUCAUACAAUAGACUUGAUUUUUAUUAUAGAGAGGCUUUCAGUGAGCUUAACACCACUCUGAAGGUAUUAGACCUUAGUAACAAUGAGUUUCACUUCAAAAUGAGGGGCAUGGGCCAUCGAUUAGAGUUCAUUCAAAGUCUGACUAACUUGGAAGUCCUAAGUCUGGCAAACAAUGGUAUUGGGAUGCGAAUAGAUCAAAGGCUGAUCAGCAGCUCUUUAAAGUACCUCUACUUUUAUGGAAAUCACCUGGACAUUAUGUGGGAGUCUGACAACAACAAGUACACUCAUUUCUUCCAGAAUUUGACAAACCUUACCUACCUGGACAUCUCUAAUAAUGAACUGAGGUCUAUCUCACCAGAAGUGUUGUGUAACCUCCCGAGAAGCAUUGAGAGCCUCAUCAUCAGUAACAAUCUGCUGAACUAUUUCCCAUGGCAUAACAUUUCAGCACUCAACAAUUUACAUCACCUGGACCUCAGCCAAAACUUCCUCUCUUAUUUGCCUCAUAAAGUCAUAGAAUUUGGAGCACGUUUUUCUCUCCUGGACCUCAGUCACAACCGCCUUAUUCAUAUUCCUGAGGAUUUCUUCAGUAAGGUGAAAUCUUUGCAAUAUUUGUAUCUCAGCCAUAAUCAGAUCAAAGAGCUAGACCAUCAGUUUCUCCCUGCCCCGUUUAAAAAUGGAAGUGCCCUUAAGAAAGUCACCCUGCAUGCCAACCCCUUUAAAUGUGACUGUAAUACAUCUUGGUUUGCAGACUUUUUGCGUACCACUCCAGUAGAGAUUCCUUAUCUCACCACACACAUACAUUGUGAAUACCCAGAGUCCCAACAGGGUCAGAGUAUACUGUCAAUGGACCAGCGUUCCUGCCAGGACAUAUAUGGCAGCUUAGCCUGCUUUGUCUGUUCCUUCUUGGCUGUUGCAUUCACUGUUCUGCCACUACUGAAGCAUCUCUAUGGCUGGGAUCUAUGGUAUUGCUUACAGGUACUUUGGGCAGGACUCAAGGGUUACUCACAGCUGGCUGGUAGUGAUUCUAAUUAUCACUAUGAUGCCUUUGUGGUGUUUGACACCAGCAACCGGGCUGUGAGAGAUUGGGUCUACAAUGAACUGACUGCCAAUCUGGAGAACUCAGAUUACAGGCGGUUUUGUCUCUGUUUGGAAGAGAGGGACUGGAUUCCUGGGCUUUCAUGUAUCGAAAAUCUACAUAAUGCUGUGUACAGCAGUGUGAAGACAGUGUUUGUACUGUCCAGUGGUUCUACUGGCAGUGAGACAGUAAAUGGUGUGAUUCGCCAGGCUUUCUUCAUGGUUCAGCAGCGACUUCUGGAUGAGAAGGUGGAUGCAGCUGUGUUGAUUCUGUUGGAUGAGAUGUUUCCAAAACUGAAGUACCUUCAGCUGAGGAAAAGGUUGUGCAGAAAGUCUGUGUUGUCCUGGCCGAGAAACCCCAAGGCUCAACCCCUUUUCUGGAACCAAGUGAGAAUGGCAUUGUCAUCAGAUAAUCUCAACUUUUAUGACAACAACAUGAGUGAAAGUUUCAUAUGACUACCUUUUAAUGGCUAAUAGAGACACCUUUGGUGGUUCAGAAAGAAAGAAAGAAAGAAAGAAAGAAAAAACAUGUCAUUAAGAAUAUUUCCACCUUCCCAUAACCCCAGAAACAAUUAUAUAAAAAAAUCACAUGAUGAACAAUACUUGGUUGAUGUUUCUAAUAUGUAACAAUCUAACAAUCUAAAUGGAACACCAAUUUCAUGUAAAUAUUUUACUUUUCAGAAUUGUAUUCUGUUGUUUUUUAACCCUAACCCCCUCUUCACUGCUGCUUCUUCAAUUUUCUUUUUACUGAGUUAAUUUUUGCCAUUAAGUGAGCUUGUAGAAACAUGUUCUUAUUUUGGGUUGCAAAGUUAACUAAGACUGUGCAUGUACAAAGACACCGAGAUGUUGAUGUUGGGCUGUACAAAUAAACCUGAGUGGAUUCACAUGAGUAACUAGAGAAUUGCAUAAAGUAGCAAGCGUGUACAUAGAACAACUUCAUUCCCAAUCUCAAAAUUUCACUUCUCUUUGGUAAGUUGUGAGGAGGAAAUGAAACUGAUGAUUACUUCUUAUAGGUUACAUGUAACAAACACCUUCACCUGCUGCAUGCAAAGUAAAAAAGCCACCUGUGACUUCAUACAGUUUCCUCUUUAACAGUUUCACAAGUUGAAGAUGAAAACUUGGGACCGCUCUCUCAUGUGGCGACACCAAUUUACUAACAUGUCAGAAAACAAGGACACUUUUAUAAAGUCAUUGUGCUGGCUGCUGGACAGAAGAGCAACAACACAUUCAUUUAACAACCAGAUCUGCUGUGGGGUUGUUGUGUGAUGCACAUAUUUUAUCCUGUGGGCUGGGAUUACAAAAUUUCAACUUUUUUUCCCCUCGUGGCCAGGGAAUUCCAUCUGACAGCACUUCUUCUCUAAAAAAAAAGAAAGCUUCGACACAAUAGUAGUUAUUCUUAGUCAUUUUCAGAAUGAGUUAUGUUGAGUGGAUGAACAGAGAACUGAACACCUGCAGCAUCCUUCUCAAAAGGUCUACAGUUUUUUUUUCUUUUUUUAUCAUAUUUUGAAGUAGUUGUUGCUUUUAAUAUCCAAUCACGUGUUGUAAUUUUAAGAUACAUCUCUUGUCUGUGCAUGUAGUAUAAUAGACAAACUCACCUUCAUGGGAUUAAAUUACUUAUUCAUGUUUCACAUUUGUUCUUUUAUU